This is a messenger RNA of Seminavis robusta, 669 nucleotides long. The record is from the annotation of a GenBank genome assembly. Lineage: Eukaryota; Bacillariophyta; Bacillariophyceae; Naviculales; Naviculaceae.
AUGGGAAGUUCACACUCAUCCGUCAAGGAGGAUCCUCAUGUCCCCGAGGACCUCGCGUCAAUUCCACCAUUAUGGCAAGCAGAAACAGAGCCGACAAACACUAAUAGUAUUCAGUUUUCCCUCUCCCGGUUUGACAAGAAACUGAUUUCCACCCACAAUCUGCCGGCAUCGUCGUCGUUGAGUGUUGACACCCGCAAGCGAAAAUUGGUGCUCCAAUCCGGUGACAAGAUCUUGGGAGUGGCCAAGCGUUCACCCUGUGGUCGCACCUUUUACAUUUUUCGAACGGAACCCAAUUAUCCGGGACAACAACCAGCUACCGAGCAUCUUCGUCGAAAUGGAAAAAACACCCCGCUCUAUUUGCACACUCGAGUCCGACGCCAAGGAAAACAAAUCGGGGUGUUUCAACUGCGAAACAAACAAAUCUUUCAAAUACGAUCGGGUCCCAAAUUGUCCCUGGAAAAGUAUUGCACCAACCCGGAAACGGGAGAAGAUGUGGCUCUUUGGAGGUACUGGGGGGAGAAGAAUGAUGUAGAGAUAUUUGGUCCUAGUGUGGAUGUGGGCCUUGUCACAUUGUUGGUGAUCAUUACUGCCUGCUUUGAUGCGAGCAGUAACGAAGUGGUGACAGCGGUCAUGGAGAGCAUAUCAGCCGUGGUGGCAGCGGUGGUUUGA